Molecule: messenger RNA, 597 nt
Organism: Vittaforma corneae ATCC 50505
Lineage: Eukaryota; Fungi; Microsporidia; Nosematidae
Exons: 1
Coding region: 1-597 (198 amino acids)
Biological process (GO): protein K48-linked deubiquitination
Cellular component (GO): nucleus
Molecular function (GO): cysteine-type deubiquitinase activity; ubiquitin binding
Source: RefSeq, a predicted model, not a curated record
AUGUCUGAACUACUUCCUGUAUCUAAACACCCUCUUAGUGCCAAUCCAAAAUAUGGAAAGGCCGUAGAAUCACUCAAAGAGAAACAUUAUAGAGAAUGUAAUAGAGACGGAAACUGCCUGUACUCCAGUGUCACGCUUCUUAUAUUUCCAUUAUUACGAGAUGAAAGGGCCAAAUCGAUGUUUUACGGGUUUACAAAAGAAUUUGAGGAGAUGGAUGUGCCCAGUGUUGUAUACGAAUGCUACAUCACAUCUAUAGAGGAGAUUAUCGAGAAGAUUUCAGUGGAUGAUCUUGAUUCCGAAGACUUGACUGUAUUUACAGCUUAUCUAAGACUAAUAUGCUCAACGCAUGCAAAGAUGAAUGAGAAAAAAUACCAAAGUUUCAUACAAAUGGACUUGAAACAAUACUGUGCAGAGCACAUAGAUCCAAUGGAUCAAAGAGCGGGCAGUUUUGAGCUGGCAGUUCUGGCAGAUGCACUACAGUUAAAAAUAACUGUAAUUUCGAUUGCAGAUGACGAAAAAUUUCAAACCUCAUUUGGGGAGGGGCCAGAAGUGAAAAUUUUACACACGCCGGAUCAUUUUGAGCCACUUUAUGACUAA